AUGGCUGGUCCAGGUGGCGGUCCUCCUCGUCGCAGCCACACCAAGUCUCGUAAGGGCUGUGAUACAUGCAAGCGCAGACAUAUUCGCUGUGAUGAGAACUUCCCCCAAUGCCGUAAUUGCACCAAGCACAAGAUUCGCUGCCCGUACAACGACGUCCAGGUCACUGAUACCAAACGCUCCGCCACUCCUGAGAAGCCUGACUUGAUGUGGACUCCGGAGAUUGAGGCCUCCAUUGCUGACUGGAAGCGGACUGGUAUCUUUCCCUUCCCAGCUUUGGAUGUGUAUCCUGCGAUUGUGCCUAGCCACUACAAUGAUCAAGACUUGCGUCUGAUUCACCAUGUGGCUUCCUUGUACGACACCUUGGCUGCAAUGGACGCGAACAACUUCACUCUGUGGACUCGUCACAUCCCGACUUUGUUGCGAAUUGGUGCUACCACACCCUAUGUGAUGCACGCCCUCCUUGCAUUCUCUGCCAUGCAUAUUGCCUUCCUCACCGACUGCCCCGUUGUCGGCGGAGAGGCAUUUAUUCAUCGCGGCAAGGCUUUGAAUGGUCUUCAGGAGGCUAUCAGCUCCUUCUCUCGUGAAACCUCUGACGCAGUGCUUGCAGCAUCUCUGGUACUAUCUUGGCAGGCUACCGAUUGGUCUGGAUGGAUUCAACUCAUGCAGGGCACUUCGACUGUCAUGGAUGCAAUGGAAUCUUGGAAGCACGAGUCUCAGUUUGUGGACUUCAUCGCCGAGAGCAGCACGUUUCCCACUGCUCCCUCUUCCCCUGGCGCAGACAACAAUCCCAGCCAGCCAGGCAAGGAGGACCUCGAGGCAUUCCAGCGGACCCUGGAGCAGAUCCAGAAGGUUGAGGCUCACCUGAAGAACCAGGAAUUGGACACGACUCAGAUUCAGAACUUGGCAAGCUUCCUCAAAGGCUCCCGCAAGAUAAGCCACAGCCUUCCGAUUCACCAGCAGUUUGAGCGCCUCCGCUCUUUGAGGGAUUGGCUGUUCUGGAUGCCCGUUGCAUAUCUUCAGAACUACUCGUGCUCUGCCAAUUCUCUGGUUGCCAUCGCUCACCUGUAUUCGGUUGCUGUCUUGAUGGAGCGCAUGUUCCCCGAGAUUGGCUCUGCCUACUUCGGAAGCCUUUCGCUCAUGCCCAUCGAGGAGAUCGCUCGGAGGUUGAUGUCCAUCUGUGUUUCCAGUGGAGCCGACGAGGGCGCUGCCUUGAAGCUCAUGGAGUUUCCCAUCGACGUUGUUGGAGAGUUCCGCUCGCGCAUGGGCUGGGUUCAACCUGAGAGGACUCGUUCGUUCCCUCAGUUCAACCCUCCCAACUUCCCAGUGUACAACGAUGUGCCUCAGUACGAGACUAGCCCCUACAGUCUCUAUGCCAGCCCGGCCCUGAGCUACAGCACUGAGGAAAUGCCGAUGCUCAACACUUCGGUCCCUCCAACCCACAGCCCUGCGGUGUCGAUGUCCAUUCCGUCUCCAUAUGCAAGCCAUCAGUACCUGAGUGCGCCAUCUCCCAUGUAUGCUGGUGCCUACAGCCCUGCAUCAUCCACGUUUGAAGGAUCUAUCGCCUACAGCGACAGUGAAGAGUACCAGGCUUUUGGCCUGAGUAGUAUGGCUGCUGGACAGUCUCCUAUUUUCAGCGAUGUUCAGCCGAGCUAUGGCGCCGGGUUCGUCUCUCCUAUCCAGCCCGUGUGGAUCUAG
This is a messenger RNA of Clonostachys rhizophaga, 1695 nucleotides long. NCBI's taxonomy places the organism in Eukaryota, Fungi, Ascomycota, Sordariomycetes, Hypocreales, Bionectriaceae. The record is from the annotation of a GenBank genome assembly.